Messenger RNA from Emiliania huxleyi CCMP1516, 1322 nucleotides. RefSeq lists its product as hypothetical. The transcript has 2 exons. NCBI's taxonomy places the organism in Eukaryota, Haptophyta, Isochrysidales, Noelaerhabdaceae. The annotation marks the transcript as partial. The record is from RefSeq and is a predicted model, not a curated record.
AUGUCUUGUGUUGCUGCCAUCUUUGCGGGCCUGCGGCGGUGGUUCCCGGAGCUCAUCCCGACCGUCGCGUUGUGGUAUAGCGAGCAGCGCCGCCUCUUUCUCUUCAACGCGGAGGCGCGGUGCAGCUCGGGCGACACCUUCAUGUCGACCGAGGGCUGCGCGCAGGGCGAUCCUCUCGGGCCCUUCCUCUUCGCCGUCGGCUAUCAUUGGACCCUGCUCGAGAUGCAGGUGCGCAACCCGUCCGCCCUAAUUUGCGCCUACCUUGACGAUACCUACGUCGCGGACGCGCCGAGGGCGGCUCUCGAGGCGAUGCUCGAGGGCGACGACCUUGCUCAACUCUGGAGUGGCGUCGAGAGCAACAAGUCCAAGCGGUGCAUGUGGGCCCCCGACCCGCGCUCGCUCGACGCGGUGCGCAACCGCACGGAUGUCAAGGGCACGCCGGACUCCGCAGACGGCGUCCUUCGCGGUAUUCGCGUGCUCGGGGCGUACCUCGGGGACAAGGCGUGGUGCCGUGACAAACUCGUCAAGCGCGUCCGCAAGGCGCUGGAGCCGCUCUCGGGCAUCGUGGCGCUGCGCGACACCAAAACGAUCCACACCGCGCAGCAGCUCGCCCAGGUGCUCCUCCGCUUCUGCAGCAACACCACGCUCACCUUCUUCCUUCGCACUAUGCCGCCGUCGGUGACCCAGGACGCCGCGCGCGAGCACGACCGCCUGAUGGAGGAGGCGCUCUACACCCUCGUGGGUGGCGCGCGGGUCGGACGCAACAGCCCACGGUGGCGGGUCGCUGUUCAGCAGGCCCGACUCCCGGUCAGGAUGGGCGGUAUGGGCCUGACCAGUGCCAUGGACAUCCGUGAGGCAGCGUGGGUCGGCACGUGGGCCCUCGUCACGCGGCCGAUACGCGAGCUGCACGAGCCAUUCCGCGACCUCGAUGUGGCCCUCGCGCCGGGAGAGCGCUUCGACGAGCUUCGGGAGGCUCACAAACGCCUCCGCGCCGUUCGCGACGCGGUCGGCAAGACGUGGCGCGAGUGGGACGGGCGCACGCUAUACCAAGACGUCGUCGGGCCCUUCCAGGAGACCAAGGCGGUGCCACGGCGCCGCUACCACCCGCCCAAACUUACGCCGGCGGCGGAGCUGCUGGAUCUUUCGGAGUUCUCGUCUACCAGCGAGUUCUUACAGCAGGCGCAGCGGCGGUACACCGUCGGCGUACACCAUCGCAACUGGCUCGCCCUCGCCGACGCCUUCGUCAGCGAGGCAUCCCGGCAGGGCGGCCGCUACAAGACUGGCAGGUGCAAGAACCACAAGUGCUGGCGCGAGGCGAUUCG